AUGGAAGGCUCUGUGUUGAGCCCCACAUCCUGGGAGAAAAGGCGGGCCUGGCUCCGUCAGAGUCGUCACUGGCAGACCCAGGUCCUGGAAGAGGAGGCUGCAGCUGCCCUGCAGGAUGUCCCAGAAACAGAACCAUCCAGCCUGGAUGAUGUUUUCCAAGAAGGGAAUCCAAUCAAUAAAAUAGAAGACUGGCUGCAGGAUUGUGGGUACUUUGAAGAAGGCUUUUCUGAGGAAGCAGGACAGUUGAUCUACAAUGGGUACUCCAGCCAUGGGACCAGUUUUGAAGAUGACUUGACCCUUGGAGCAGAGGCCACCCUGUUGGCUGCCAAUGGCAAACACUUCUCCAGAACUUUCCUGGAGACAGCCCGGCCUGGCCAGCUGCUCGAUCUCGGCUGUAGUUUGGCCUCCAGUAGCUUGACUGGUGGAACCAAUAAGACUAGUUCAAGCAUCUCAGAGAUUCUAGACAAGGUGCAAGAAGAUGCAGAAGAUGUUCUCUUCAGUCUGGGAUUUGGCCAAGAGGACCAAAAAGAUACUUCUCGAAUCCCUGCCCGAUUUUUCACCAACCCCUCUAAAGCCAAGGGUAUUGAUUUCCAGCUCUUUCUAAAGGCUCAGGUGCGGAGGAUUGAGAUGGAAGACCCCUGCCUAAUGCUGGCCAGCAGGUUUAAGCAGGUGCAAACACUGGCUGUCACUGCUGAUGCCUUCUUCUGUCUCUACUCUUAUGUAUCCAAGACACCUGUCCAAAAAUUCACACCAUCCCACAUGUUCUGGAAUUGCAACCCAACUGAUGUGCCAUUUAUUAGGAUUACAACCCCAGAGCCUGAACCCCACUCACCCAAAGAGCGUCUCCGGAAAGCCAUCUCCAAGAUGUGCCUGUACACAUGCCCCCGAGAUGAACUAUCAACACCUCAUAAUUUCCCUAAAAGGAACAGUAUGGACCAGGUGGUAUGGGAAGUGAUGGACAGAGUGAAAGGAGAGAAGAUGGUACUCCAGAAAGACCCUGAGUUUGAGACAGAACAACAGGAAGAAACUGGGCCCUCUGUCAGGGGUACAAAGUUGCCCACAAUGCUUGCAGCAUCACAAACUGAGGAUUUUAACCUUCAGGAAUCCUGUUAUCCACAUUCUCUGCCCAGAACAUAUCAACAGUGGAGCAGAAAUUCUGCACAGAUAAGGAGAAAGCUAUGGUGUCUACAGACCACCAAUGAGGCAGUACAUUCAACCAAGGAUGAGAAUUUUGGGAAGAGGAAAAGCAGAGCAAGAAAGAGCCUGUUUCAAAAGAAUCUCAUGGUCAGAGAUGUCAGGAAGGUGAAAUCAUUGGACCUGUCUGUCAUCCAGCAGAAAAGGAGGCAGAGCCCAGACACACCAGACCCUCACCAAUCUCUAACCCAACAACUACAGGACUCUUUCGACUUGGAGGAGGUGCAAAGCAACAAUGAGGAGGAAGAAAGCUGCUGGCCUGCCAGACACAGAUACCCCCACCUCUACCAAAUAUCUGCUGGCAAAGAUUCAGGAAGCUUUCUCCACCAUCACAGCAGCACUUACUCUGACAGCAGUGGCUUCACAGAGGAACUUAAUUCCCACCUCUUCUCAAAGGAGGAUGCACUGCCCUCAACAUCUAGCUUCUGCUCUCCAGCCCUCUGA
Messenger RNA from Chrysochloris asiatica (Cape golden mole), 1638 nucleotides. It is a transcript of the gene TESPA1, whose product is annotated as thymocyte expressed, positive selection associated 1. The coding region runs from base 1 to 1638 and encodes 545 amino acids. The transcript has 10 exons. Gene Ontology annotation, molecular function: signaling receptor binding. The record is from RefSeq and is a predicted model, not a curated record. NCBI's taxonomy places the organism in Eukaryota, Metazoa, Chordata, Mammalia, Afrosoricida, Chrysochloridae.